AUGCUUACCGUCAAGCAGCCACCAACUUACGGCUACAAGUCCGUCCAUGAUCUUCCGACUCCGCCUUCAACCUCUCGACCUUCUCCCCCCUUGAGGUAUCAAGAACCAGCAACAAAGUCCAUACCCAUUACCUAUCAGGGUCACAGCCCGCCAUCCCAGCCCAUGUCGGCUCCUCACCGUGGCCUGCCUCCGCCGGCGGCCAUGACUCUACCUCCUCAGCAACCUCCAACAGCCGGUGCUCCUCCGCCUGCACAUCAUCCAGCCCACGCGCCACCUCCUCCACCUCCGCCACAGCCAUCACUAGGCCCUCCAGGCCACCAGCAGAGGGAUUCUUGGGGUCAGCUUCCUGCUCCACCUCAGCAAUGGCAGGGAGCGGAGGAGUCUAUGAGGCAUUGGCUGCAGGCGAGAGCAGAGGAGGAUAGGAGAAGACAGGAGGAGGAACGAACGAGACAGGAGAGUUUACGUCUGGAACAGCGUAAGGUCGAGAUGGAUAUGCUGCGAACAUCGCUCCAAGCAGGUAUUCCUCCCCCUAUGGUACCCUUGGUUUUCUCGGGCAUGGGCAGUGGAGGCGUCGCCCCUCAAGCUGUUCUAGAAUGGGCUCAGCAGUUUAUGCCCCCAGGUCAAGCCCCCCCUCGUGCUCAGAUUAUGCCCGUACAAUGGCCUGUAUCGCCUGAACACCAACGGGAGUCACAGACACAGGGUCAUGCGCAGCACCAAGGCCUUCCUCCGACAUCGACACCAGCAGCUGGAUACGCGUAUCCGCCAUCACCAUCAAGACCUCGAGGCCAGACGGUGAGUGGUGUUAUUGGACGGCCAAUGGGCAUGUCAACGCUUCCGAGUCUCAACACCAAUGCACCACAGCCCGGUCACGCUCCCCCUGUGAUGCACUCGCACCAGCAUUCGCACAUGCAACAAGCUCAACAGCAGCAAGAGUCCCAGUCAAGUCCUUCCAUAUACUUUCACCACUGGCAGCCACCAACAUCGCAAGCCAGCGGCAGCUCAAAUCGACCUGGAAGUCCUUCUGGGGAAACUCCCAGAAAACGUAAGGCUACAGGACAGCACCAUGCUCCUUCGCCCACUCGCAGUGAACAACGAUAUCGAUCACCCCCGCCUUUCAGCCAAAGCAGCUCAUCAAACGCACCAUUCCGCGGAUCACGACGAGGUCACUCGCGACAAAGAAGUGAUAUGUCGCCCUUCAGAGUCACUGGCCCCGGUCGUUCUCGGAGAGAGAGUUUCGGCGGGCCUCUACGCCGGAGAUCACCGAUACGCAGUUCGACCCCUAUGCCUUACCAAAAUCGACAAGGCAGCGAACAGAAGCAGUCGGUGUCAGCCAUGUUAUCAGAGGAACCUCAGCCCGCCGCGCGGUAUUCAGGACCUCCUCACCCGGGCGAUGAUCGAGAAUAUCAAUACAGACAAUCGUCUCCGGAAGAUUCAAAGAUGCAUAGGGACGUUGAGCGAACACAAAAGCCCUCGGGAUGA
Messenger RNA from Fusarium sp. VM40, 1479 nucleotides. The record is from the annotation of a GenBank genome assembly. NCBI's taxonomy places the organism in Eukaryota, Fungi, Ascomycota, Sordariomycetes, Hypocreales, Nectriaceae.